Molecule: messenger RNA, 1426 nt
Organism: Rubroshorea leprosula
Lineage: Eukaryota; Viridiplantae; Streptophyta; Magnoliopsida; Malvales; Dipterocarpaceae
Source: the annotation of a GenBank genome assembly
AAUCUGUUGAUCGAAUAUGUUGAUUUGGUAUUUUUUAAAAUUCAUACCAAAUCUGGGUUUUCUCUCUCAAACUUCAUCUUCUUCCUUUUUUCCUCCUUCGAUAGUUUUCCCUCCUCAUUCCCUAUCAACCUUCCUCCUUCCUUUCCCUGCUCAUCCUUCUUCUUUCUUCUUCUUAUUCUUUCUUUCUCUUCUCCCUUCUUUCUCUUCUCCCUUCUUCUUCCUCUUUCAAACCCAGAUCUAGGUUUUUCUCAAACCCAAAUAUUCAUGUUACAUCCAUAAUAGGCAUCAAACUUUAAAAAAAAAAAAAUCAAACUAAAAUCAAGGGAAGCAGAUUAAAAUCUGAAAAAAGAUACCCCACCCACGGGAAGUUCUCUCUUAACUGUUUCUCGUCUAAGAUUUAUACCUAAGAAGCAAACAAAUGCAGAUCUGCAGUUUUUCGGCACAAAUGUCGACCUCCUUCCUCUACUCUUCUACCUUACCACAGCAAAAUAGCAAAGCCCUCCCUUAGUCGCCUAAAUCUCACCUAAAGUAUGCUAGAAAUCGCCCUUUUUCUCUCCCAUCUCUUCCGUUGCUGUUUCUGCAGAAAUCACCGAGAACACAAGUUGGAAAUUUCUGAGAUUUUUGUCCCUUUUGUUCGGCUGUCACAGAAGAAAUACAAGAGGUUUUCUAUUGUUUUGAGUGGAGGGAGUGGUUGUUUGGAGGUGAUCGGUGAAGAUGAUGAAAUCGGAAAGAUGAUCUGGGAAGAUGGUGACAAAAAGAGAUCAAAAUUGGCAAAAAGAAGAUUUUUUUUUUUUUUUUUGUGUGGCUGUCCUCCCAGAUCUGGGUUUGAGAGAGAGAGUGACGCAUCAAUUGAUCCUUCAGGUAUCGUUGCAGCAACCCCACCUCACUCUGUUCCCCUUCAUUAUUGCACCCACACCCCUCCUCGCAUCCCCGCAGCCGCUCCUCCUCUUUUGUCGACUGUCGUGCAACCGCUUUCCUUCUCCUCCUUUCGCUACAAAUCCAGAAGCAAAACUUCGUGGCACAAAGUAGAGGAAAAGUUGCACAUAGGAGAGGGAGGAAGAUAAGAGAGCAGAGCAGGAGGAACAAGUACUGACUCCAGGGCGUCCGCUUGCAGCCACGUGCAGAGGUCUAGCACAAACUGAGCCAGCGCGAAGCUUGCUUCAUCAUGAAUUUGUGUGGUGUUUAUGAAAAAAAUGUAGGAGUGGUAUGUUAAUGAAUAAAUUUGUUAGUUGUAUGGUGUUUAUUGCUUGUAUUUUCCAUUUUAAUGUAUGAAUUUUCACCAGAUUGAUUUGGGUUUGGGUUUGAGAAAAACCCAGAUCUGGGUUUGAGAGAGAAAGAAGAAGGGAGAAGAGAGAAAGUGAAAGGGGAAGAGAAAGAAGAGAUGUUUUAUUUUAUGACGUGGAUAGAAGAAAAAGAUAUAAUUAUU